Molecule: messenger RNA, 2781 nt
Organism: Apis laboriosa (Himalayan honeybee)
Lineage: Eukaryota; Metazoa; Arthropoda; Insecta; Hymenoptera; Apidae
Exons: 4
Coding region: 328-759 (143 amino acids)
Source: RefSeq, a predicted model, not a curated record
ACGGUGAAUGUGUAGUGAACUACCUAGCCUUCACGCUUCUCGCGAAACAAUUGACAACAAUAAUAAUAAAAAACAGCGAUAAUAAUAAUAAAAAAAAAUAAUAAUAAAAAAACAACAAAACGUUCAUUUUUCCUUCGAAAAAGGAAAAGAAUCACCAACGAAAAGUGACGAGAUUAUCAGUGAUAACGUUGGAUGAUAUCACGAGACGAUAAAUCGUUUUCAAUCGAGUUUUUUUCCCCCGUGACUGAGGACAAAAUCGAAACAUCGGGAAAAGGAAAAAACAUACCAACCGAGAGACUUUCAAACAGUCGACGAUAAAAAGAGGGAAUGACGGGAAGGUCGAGCGCGAAACAGAGGACGGCCCUGUGUCUGUUGACACUGUUGUUGUUGUUAUUCUUGCGCCUUUCAGCAUCGUCCGUCGUCGGGGAACCAAUCCCGUCCGAGUUCUACGGCAAAACUUCGGACAACGAUUUCAUAUUGCUCAACAAGCUGAAGGAGUUGUUCGAGGAGAAACAAUACGUCGCGGAACGGGAGAAAGAGUUGGACAAGGAACGUAUGAAGAUCCAGUCGAUAAUAAUGGAGGGGAAGGAAUCGGAGACACAAUCGGAUUCGGAAUACUACGCUGAGAAACUACCGACACCGAAUGCCGUGGUUAGACAAGAGCCGCAGCAUUCCGGCAAGCGUACCAUGAUCAGUUAUAUGACGUUGUGCCACUUCAAGAUAUGCAACAUGGGGCGCAAGCGGCAAUUUCACAAGUAAAAAAAACAAGAUAAACGAAAUGGUUGGCGGAUGAUGGGCCAUGGGAUCGAGAAUGGUCGAGCCUCUUGCGCGGUGCACCCUUUGCCUCGAAAGAGACACGCGAAAAGAGGGAACGGAGGAAUUUCCCAUUCCUCGAAUGGAAUUCAUUGGCUUUCCAAAUUCUCCAUUCGAUCAAAAAAAAAAAAAAAAAAAAAAAAAAGAAAAAGAAAAAAAUCCGGCUCCGAUUCGGCGCCUUCCAUGCUCUUUCCAACUCUUUCGAGAAUCCGUUCAAAAAACCACUUAAGGCUCGUCACAUUUGUCACUGUGAAGCGAGGAAAAGUUUGAUGAUCGGCGGGGCCGAUAUUUCGUUACGAUAUAUUUUUCGUUCUCGUAUCGAGGGACGCGAAUGAUCGUCAAUAAUCAUCUUACGAUCGAUUUAUGAGCGAACCCCUGAUCGGCGAAAAGAUAUUGGGGAUACGAGUGAAUGCGUAUAUAUUUCACCAGUAUCGUUUAAUUCGAUCGAGGACACUGCAUUCGCGACUCGACAAUUGUUCUUUUACGUAUUCAAUAUAAUUUAUCGAUAUAAUCAAAAAUAUAUAUAUAUAUAUAUAUAAUUCGAUAUAAUUAAACGCAAUAAAAUUUCUCGACGAUUAAUUCAUAUUCCAGAAUCUGUUCAAAAACGAAACUAAGAGGACGAAAAAGAGAUGAACGAAUGGAAAGAGAGAAAGAAAGAGAGAGAAAACGAAACAAAUUAAAUUUAAAGAGUGGAGUGUCCUCGACGAGCCAUCGAUAGAAAAUCGAAAUGGCGAAUAAGUAUUUAUUCGUUAGGUUUAAGCGAGAAGGGUGCAAGGGCCGAGGCUCAAAUGUUCUCGAAACUGUUUUUAAAGGAAUAUAUAUAUAUAUGUGUGUGUGUGUGUAUGUGUGUACAUAUAUAUAUAUAUAUAUAUAUAUAUAUAUAUACAUAUAUAUACAUAUAUCGAAAAACAAGAAAAUGAGAUUAUCACAGCACGUACAAUUAUAAAAAAAACAUUAUUCUUCUAGUUAGCGAAAAAUUUGUUACGAUAUUCUGCUAUCCGUUUCUUUAUAUGUAUGUUCAAAUUCAAACAUAUUCGUAAAUAAGAAUGUAAACGUUGCUAUAUAUCAAUUAUGAUUUACGACUCUUUUUCCAAUCGCACGCAUUUUGACAAAAUUUAACCGUUCUACCUUUCCUAUCCUACGAUUGUUAUCGGAAUAAAGACGAAUGAUAUUUUUGAUAAAAAAAAAAAAAAGCAACAAGAGGACGAAUAAAAGGAAAAAGAAAUGUACGUCGACGAUCUCAGGAAAAAAAACAGAGACGGAAAAAGAGAGGCCGCCUGCACCCUUCGUUAUAAAUUAUUUAUAAUCGUUUCGGAAAAAGAAACGUACCAUGUUUUUAUCUAGUUAUUUUAUGUGUCCCUUUUUAUUUAUUUAAUCCCGAUAAAUUCGUUACUUUUUUAGUAGCUCUUCAUCCUGAAAAUGCAUCGUCGUUUGCUCCAAAAUAUUUUAUGACUAAGCAUUCUAUCGAUCGUUUUUCUACUAACUUAUUUUUAUUUUUUUUUUAUAAUUUAAAUAUAUUCUACGUGCAUUUAUGCCAAAAUUGUCGUAAAUCAUUUCUUUGUAAAAUCUUAAUCUUCUCUUGUGCUACUAUGAUACAAUGCUACUAUGAUAUUUGAAUUAUGAUAUUUAAAAAUGUAUCUAAAUCUCUUAUCUUCAAGUUUAAUCAAAUUUAACCAUAUGUUUUCGCCUCAAAUCGCGCAAGAUUUAAAGUGGGAAAAAUUAAUAAUUUUUCAUCAUUGUGAUUCCCAAUAACAAUGUAAUACAACAAUAAAAUAAUAGCAACAUAAUAAAAAGCAUAAUUAUAUGAGUAGUAUGUAUAUGUGAACUUAUUAUUUCUAUUGUCUCGAAAUGAAUCAAAACUCCGAAAUUUUUUAAAUAUCGUGACAACGAAUAUUUUUCUCACAAUGAUAAAAAGCGCUCUAUUUUCGAAUCAUAUAUUGGUCAUUAAUGAAUAAAAGUAUAAAAAUA